AUGUCCAGCUCUACACCCUCGAGGUGAGUUAACCUUCUCCUCCCCUGCCCAUUGCUGCCGAACCCUUCCUGGUAUACUGAAUUUAUGGCUGACUUUACCCCUCUUUCUGCGCAACAGCUUGCGAAUGCCCUCAGCCAGAACUGUGGCAAGAAUAUGCACCGCGAGCUCUCAAGCCGAGCCUUCACUGACGCCAUGUUGAAACUUGCAAACGACCGUAAUACCCACACCCAAGUCAAGGCCAAGAUCCUCGAGCGCAUGAAGGAGUGGUCCGACAUGUUCAGCAAGGAUCCCGAUCUCGGCAUCAUGUACGACGCAUACUUUCGCCUCAAGCAGAACAACCCGACUUUGCAGGCCCCCUCGGCGCCCCAGAAGACUGGCUUAACCGACCUUGAUCGUCAGAAGGAGGACGACGAGCUUCAGAUGGCCUUGAAGUUGUCGCUGCAAGAGGAGGAAAAGAAAAAGGCGCCUGCCGAGUCGAGCGCCGGUCCGUCCUCCUCCGCCGCCGCCACCGGAUCCUCGACACAGGCGGCUGCACAGCCCCAAGUUCACUCUACACCCGUACCUGCUGGCACGACGGCUGCCACGGUGUCAAGGGUGCGAGCAUUAUACGACUUCGUUCCUUCCGAGCCGGGUGAACUCGAGUUCAAGAAGGGCGAUGUUAUUGCAGUCCUCGAGUCGGUUUACAAGGAUUGGUGGCGGGGCUCGCUCAAGGGGAAGACAGGAAUCUUCCCCCUCAACUACGUCGAGAAGCUCACAGAUCCGACUCCCGAUGAGCUGGCGCGUGAGGCGCAGAUGGAGGCCGAGGUGUUUGCAGAGAUCAAGAAUGUCGAGAAGCUGCUCACGCUUUUGAGCACGUCCAACACGGCGCCGAGAGAAGAGGAUAACGAGGAGAUAUCGAAGCUCUACCACCAAACGCUGGCCAUCAGGCCGAAGCUGAUUAAGCUUAUUGAGAAGUACUCCCAGAAAAAGGAUGACUUUACACAGCUGAAUGAGAAGUUCAUCAAGGCUCGCCGCGACUACGAGUCUCUCUUGGAAUCGUCCAUGUCGCAUCCUCCUCAGCCUAGUUACCACCAGUAUGCCAUGAGACCCGGUCCCGGCGGGUACCCAAGCGGACCAGGGGCGGGCUAUCCUCCCCAGGGUCCUCCCCAGGGUCAUCCUCAGGGCCCUCCUCAAGGCCCUCCCCAGCAACAGCAGCAGCAGGAGCAGAGAUACUAUACUCCAGCACCCCAAGAACAACCACAAUACCCUCAGUCUACGCCCUCGCCGAACUUCCAGCGUCCGGCACAGGCAACGCCUGCUCCUUUCUACGUAGCCGGUGCAGAGGUUCCUUCAGCACCGCCUCACAACCAACCGCAACAGUAUCCCCCGCGUGACCAACGUAUUCCAUCCACGGGCAAGGCACAGGUGCCGCCGAUCAACACCUCGUCACCGCCGCCGGCCAACACGUAUUCCGCAUACUCUGUGCCUCCUAACCAAGGAAGGCCACAGAGCACCUACGGCCCCCAGGAGCUGGCAACCUCUGUCUACGACUCGCCCAUUGCUACCCACAACCCGAGCUCUGCUGCAACAUACACAUCCUCCGUAUAUUCCCAAGAUGACUACAAUAACGGUAGCCCCGUCGUAGGUAACUCGACCGUUCCAGCACCUUCGUCAUUCCAACCAUCGGCACCACCAGCCGGAGAGCCCUCACAACCGCCUCAACAACCGCCGCAACAGCACCACCAGCCACAAUACCAGAGCUAUCAACCACCUGGAGCUCAGAGGCAGGAUAAUUACGUCAGUGCCCCUACUCAGGCACCACCGCCUGUACCGACUGGAGCGGCCCCGCCUAUCCCUGGUGCCGGCCGAUCUGAAGUGAUGACACCGCCGCCCCUACAGCCUGGUGGCGCAGCCUACGAUGCUAGAAACAGUCUUCCGAGCCAGGGACCAUCACAGCCGCAGUACAGAGCGUAUGUUCCGCCCGGCGGCGGUGCCGAUGGGCCAAGCGCACCGCCCGCUGCGGAUUACUAUCGACAGAGUGGCGUGUACUAGACGCGGGGACGAGGCAGUAGCGACCUUGACAUCAAGGGAAAGGCGGUCAGUUUGGUCGUAGGUUAUCCUAUUGGGCGGAGUAUAUUCGAUAUUUUAAUGACUUUCAUUCAUUGUGUCUGGGAGGGUAUCUUGUGCAUUGUCGGCCGCUCUCUCGGGGCCAUGCAAAGUUGUCUAGUAGUCAAUCGUGUUGGUUGAAUUCAGGAAGACGAAGGCCAGCUUUUUUGGGGAGUUGCGAAGCCCAUACAGAGAGGAACAUCAUACCCGGCAUGGCGGGCAGUUUGUCGAUUGCGAGGAGACGUACCACCGUAGUCAAGGUAGAAAGCAAGGGAAAUGGGAUGGAGAGGGUAAAUAAUACUCGAAAUCUGUACACUAUCAUGUCUCGUCAUUGGUGUAUUCCUUGUUCCCAUUGUGAGCUCGCUGUUGCGAGCAAUGUGUGGCAAAGUAGAUGAAGGACAGGCAGAAAAAGGAGCUCAUUUGCACCUGUACUUGAUC
Colletotrichum godetiae is the source of this 2523-nucleotide messenger RNA. RefSeq lists its product as uncharacterized. Gene Ontology annotation, biological process: protein transport to vacuole involved in ubiquitin-dependent protein catabolic process via the multivesicular body sorting pathway. Lineage: Eukaryota; Fungi; Ascomycota; Sordariomycetes; Glomerellales; Glomerellaceae. The coding region runs from base 85 to 2031 and encodes 648 amino acids. The transcript has 4 exons. Gene Ontology annotation, cellular component: ESCRT-0 complex. The record is from RefSeq and is a predicted model, not a curated record. Gene Ontology annotation, molecular function: phosphatidylinositol binding; ubiquitin binding.